Molecule: messenger RNA, 1304 nt
Organism: Phytophthora nicotianae INRA-310
Lineage: Eukaryota; Oomycota; Peronosporomycetes; Peronosporales; Peronosporaceae
Exons: 3
Coding region: 1-1251 (416 amino acids)
Biological process (GO): meiotic chromosome condensation; mitotic sister chromatid separation
Cellular component (GO): nucleus; condensin complex
Molecular function (GO): chromatin binding
Source: RefSeq, a predicted model, not a curated record
AUGAGCGAGGGGCGUCUGCAGCACUUGCUGCAGCCCAUCCGGGACUUGAGCAAGAAUUGGAACAUCGAUUUGGCCUCGGAACUCGAGGAAUACAUGGACAAACUCGAGAACCUCAACAUUGCGUUCGAUCCCGAGGACGGCGCUAGCAUCGCGAACGGAGAAGAACCUGGCGUCAUGAAUUUCGCAGAGGCAGCACUGCUAAUUCAGGGCACGAGCGUCAUUUACAGUCGCAAAGUCGAGUAUUUACAUGCUCUAGUGUAUCAAACACUGGCACAUCUGUCCAAACAGGACGAUAAGCAGCAGAACCAACAGAAUGGAGACACUGGAGAGGAGCAGGACAAAAAGGACGACGAAGAUGCAGAAGCUACGAGUGAAAAUCCACUCGAGAAGACUUGCAAACGCACAUUUUGCAAAGCUCCUUUGCUUGUAAAAACGUGCGAUGCAUUGUGGCAACGGGAGGCGAAAUGGAGAAGCAUCAUGCGUCGUUGUGAAGCUCGUGAGAAGCAGAGCGCUCAAGCUAUGCUGCUGCGUGAACAGGCCAUGGAAGAGGAGGAGGCAGACAACGAUCAGAUGCAGGCUUUGACGCUGUCAACAGCUACUGCUCGACUGGAUAUGGCGUUCCGGAACGAUGCGAAUGACAAUGAAGAGGAGGAUAGCAAUGGAGAUAACGACUAUGACGGUGGAUUUGAUGGCGAUUGGGACCAAGGUGAUUUUGAUGACCCUAUGAGCUCCUAUGAGGCUGUGGAUACUUCCGGUGGGCCGCUAACGUACGAGGAAAUCUGCAGACAACACUUGGCGUCCUUCAUGUCGGGCACCGAGAAGUAUGUGCGUGAGACAGACCUUAGUAAAAAGGUCAGUGAUUGGCAGGAUAAGCUGUCGCCGCUGUUGAAGCAACAGGAUACUCGCCCUCCGUUUGAUAUUCACCAGUAUGGCCGAGAAAUUAUCGGUCGUCUGGAAGAAGAACAGAAGAAUUCCAGUCUUGAAAAGCACACAAAAACUACGAAAAAGGCCCAAAACAAACGCGCGAGACUGGCAACAGAAGAAGAAGAGACUGAAACUGUGCCAUUCGAGACACUGGUGGAUGGCAAAAGUCAAUUUGAAGUGUGUCGACUCUUUUUGGCGUCGUUGCAACUGGCGAAUAGUGGAAAUGUGGCGCUUUCUCAUGCUCGUACGGCGGCAGAACACGGACAAGUGCCCUUCGAGAUGCAACUGCUUAGCACCGCCAACGUUUUCGAAGCACUGCAAGCGUAAUAUAUAUAUCAAAUGCAUACAAAAGUUUUUUUGGUGUCAAAAUAGUUGAAAUU